UGACAGCGUAACUGAGCAGUGGAACCCAUCUUGCACUGGAGAGUGGUAAGCUGCUUACGUCAUAAAAAGAAUCGGAUGCACACCAGAUCGAAAGUGGAUACGGUGGCCAACACCAGCGUGAAGGUACAAGCAUCUAAUCGUAAGCAAGACGAGCGAAAAACGCCUACCGUACGCGGUACGAUUAUUAAAUUGGUUGCGAGCAUUUAAAACGGCACGACGGGAAGCUAUUUUUAAAAGCACAUCCAACCGCAGCCGUACUCCGCAAACUAGGCCACACAGAAAGGGGGUCGCCUUUCUUUUGCUCCUGGCAAAAACACUUGCUGCUGAGAUCCGUUCGCACGGAAUGUGAAUCGUGCCGAGCGAGGGUGAACAAUAACAAUCCAACAACGCGUUGCGUUCUAGUAAAGAAGGAGGACCAAAAGGACACAGGACACACGGAAUAAAAAAAAACAUUUGACCAACAACAAUAGAGCGAAAAAGGGAAGAAGAAAAAAAAACAUUAUUCUGGUGCCCCGUGCUACACGUCCAUAUAUCCUUAGCACUCCCCCAACGACCACGGUAGUAAUAAGUGCGUGAAAGGCACCGAGCGAUCACCACCGGAAAAUACAAGCACUUAAAGGGGGCGUACUGCAAUGGGCGAACCGGAGUACGAGAGUGUGGUGCUGGUAAAGCAGGAAGUUUUUGUGUACAAAAUACCACCCCGGCAGAGCAACCGCAGCUACCGGGCGGCCGACUGGAACCUGCUCGACCCGAUCUGGACCGGGCGGCUGCGGAUGGUGGCCAAGGGACGGUCCCUGUGCGUAAAGCUGGAGGACAAGAGCAACGGCACACUGUUCGCCAACUGUCCGAUCGAGAGCUAUCCGGGCGUUGCGAUCGAGGCGGUGUCGGACAGCUCGCGCUAUUUCGUGCUGCGCAUACAGGACGGUAAUGGCCGGACCGCCUUUAUAGGGCUCGGAUUCGGCGAUCGGUCCGACUCGUUCGAUCUGAACGUCGCGCUCCAGGAUCACUUCAAGUGGGUGAAGAACGAGGAAAAAAUCGAAAAGGAAAAAGUGGAACCGAAGCAGCAGCUCGAUCUUGGCUUCAAGGAGGGCGAAACUAUUAAGAUCAAUAUGAAGAUUACGAAAAAGGACGGUUCGGAGGCAUCGUCUCGACUAACUGGUAAAAAAACGGGCGCGGGUGGUUUGCUGCCGCCACCUCCAGGUGGCAACAAAAUAAGUCCACCCCAGGCCGGUUCACCCUCCCAUCAGCAGCUGCCGGCCAGCUCAUCGGCCACGGCGGCAACAGCAGGCGGACAGACGGAAUGGGGCGAAUUUACUUCCGCUGGGGUGCAAAGCACAACGGCUGACGCAGCCGCAGCAACACCGAGCAAAACGAACGCCAACUGGGUACAGUUUUAAGCCUGUCCGUUGGUGCGGUCAGCGCAAGACAAGUCCGCUUUAUUUCUGGUAAGAAACGUCACCACAUCAUCAUCCUCAUCAUCAUCAUUAAGCGUUGAAAACCUGCGGCUAUAAACGAAAAACCCAAGCAUACCCGAAAACGCCGCGCUAUAUAUCUACAAGACGCGCUGCAAGCUGUACUUUAGUUUUCGUGAGGAAUAUGAUAUCGGACGUGCGUGAUCCUUUACAUUUAAAUCAACACAAAACACACAGAUUAACCACACAUACAAACACACACUUGUGCGAAAACAGAGUAAACAGGGCGAAAGGCACCUAUAUUAAGCGGCAAAGUAUCCUGAAAGGGUGGUAGAAUAGUGUUAUAGGUAUAGUUAAAAGGAAGAAGUUGAGAGAUCCGAACUAGGAUCGCGAAUAGACACAUAUUAUUUGAAUAUAACCAACACGCAUGCGUGCUGGAUGUGGCCAACGCUCAAGGGGCAAAGGGAUCACACCACAUCCGCGUGUUAUAUAUUCACAUGCAACACACAGCAAACAUGUUAUACCGCAUACCGCUUAUAUACGUAUGUAUGUAUUAGAUAUGGGUUUGGCAAAUGGAUAUCUAGCUGCAUAUGUAUAUAAUACACAUAAUCUGUAAUAACAAAGCUAUAUACAUAUAUGUGCUCGUAUACAUAUAGGAAAAAUAAUAGAAUACUUUCCGUUGCGCAGAAUAGCGUUAGGUGAAAAUGUAAUCACGCUGCGUUAAGAAUGUCAGCAACAAAAAGCAGUCAGAAAGGAUACCGAAGCAUAGCUAUAUAUACACAAACACUCCACACAUAUUUGGAACGGCAAUUCUUUUGCUGUUCAGGAGCAGAGAUAAGGGAAAGGAAACAAAACCAGUAAGUAGAUUCGCAUACUUAUUGUUGCUAUUGAGAUAUAAACACUUACUCCUCCUCCUUCCUCCAUUCCACUACCUUGAAACCAGCCCUAUCCAGAAAUCCUCCAUACAAGGUAGUAAAGACAAAACAAGCAGAAAGUAUAUGUUAUAUAACUAUUGUAGUGAGCGUCAACAAAACUGAAAGUUGUAGAAUUGGUAGAUCCACAAAACAAAACAAAAAAAGGCCCACAGGUAUGUCACAAAAGAAACCAGGAAAGCCUCUCAGAUGCGUGAACAGAUCGUGAUUUUGUUGAAUUGCUGAUAUUUGCAUGCAUGCAUAGGUUUUAGUUUUAAUUAUUACACCAGUUGCUGCGUUUAACGAAUCUAAGGCAUUUUGUUUAACAGAGGAUAAGUAUGCUUUGCGCUUUGUUGUUAAAGGCAAAAACAUACCGAAAGACAAAAUCGAUGUAUUAAUACUUAUAUGUUCAAUUUAAGACCAUCUUCAAUCGUGCAGAAUGGAAUCAUCACUACAGGCGAAACUCACACAGAAGAUUAUCUGUCUGUACAUAACGCUAAAACACACACGAAUCAAGCUGUGAAAUCGCAGCGAUUAAAUAUCAAAAUUCAAAAACAGGCUAUUUAAUGUUCAUCCUGUUCCUUUUUCUUUGCGAUUUCGUAUAUUUUUUUAAAAACAUAUUACUGUUCGCCUGGUGUUGGCAUACCUGAUCUUUAAAACGGAGGAUAGAUUAAAUGGAGGGUGCGUAAACGCGCAGGGCAAGGUGAAAAUUAGGUUUUAAAUGCAGCAAAAGAAAACACCUCCCCGAAGGUUUCCCACAGUGGAUAAAGGUGGAUUAGGGGUAAGUUAGAAAGGGGACGAAAUAAAGGCAAUAGGGCAAACGUAAUGUAACAGACACGGGAUUUAAAGAUCUGCCAGAAUUCGUCGGGGUAGUUUUUUUUUGUUUAUGGAUUUUGUUGUUCGCAAUGAGUGUGCGAAGAUUAAUAAUCAAAUCAUAAUCCACUAAUUAGCCUCCGUGCGUAUGACGGUGGAUGGUGUGACUUUGGCAUUCCUUAGCAUUUGUUUUCUUUGUGUGUUUGUCUAUGCAUUUUUUUUUGUUUAAUUGUUUUGCAUGUAGAUUGUGUUUGUUUUUUUUUCCUUUGAGGGUAUCCAUUUAGGACCAGCGAUAGGCUAUUUGUUAAUUUUGCAAAUGUAAGCUACGAAUAUUUAAAAAUUGAAAUACGACCGCGCGAAAGUUAUUAGUUUUACAUGAUGUUGUAUUUUACCCCCUCACCCAGGACAACCCACUCCCCUCCCUCCCCUCCCCGGGUGCAAAUUCUUUCGUUUGUUGCAUUAUGGUAGAUUAAUUCUAAGUAGCAAGCGUGGAACAAUAGAAAAAAACUAGGAGAGAAGCGCUCUAUAGGGGGAAACGUAUGAGAUGAGCUCCUGGGGAGGGGCUGCUGAAAGGUAAAAUAAAAAAUGUCGAGAUGUUAAAUGAAACGAAUAAAACAAACGCUGUGUAUAGUUGGAUCACGGACAAGAUAAAUGCGUUAAACAAAACAGUAGCUGGAAGGUUGUUAUUAACUAGUAUUUGCUAGUGGAAUAUGUUCAUUCAACUGUUUUUUUUUAUG
Molecule: messenger RNA, 3873 nt
Organism: Anopheles moucheti
Lineage: Eukaryota; Metazoa; Arthropoda; Insecta; Diptera; Culicidae
Product: NECAP-like protein CG9132
Exons: 3
Coding region: 633-1397 (254 amino acids)
Biological process (GO): endocytosis
Cellular component (GO): membrane; clathrin vesicle coat
Source: RefSeq, a predicted model, not a curated record